UCCGGCUCCAAGCGGACCCUCCCCCCUCCAGGCCCCUUACCCCUUUCUGUCCCCUGCCCAGGCCACCGCGCCUCCGUCGUCCCUCCCCGGGGCUCCGAAACACUCCCCGUCUGCCUCCCUCCUCGCCUCGGCGGUCCGUGCCCCCCGCUCUUGGAGGAGGGAUGGUCGAUUUGGAGAGCGAAGUGCCCCCUCUGCCUCCCAGGUACCGGUUCCGGGAUCUGCUGCUGGGGGACCAAGGAUGGCAGAACGACGACAGGGUACAAGUUGAAUUCUUUAUGAAUGAAAACACAUUUAAAGAGAGACUAAAGUUAUUUUUCAUUAAAAACCAGAGAUCAAGUCUAAGAAUACGCCUGUUCAAUUUUUCUCUCAAAUUAUUAAGCUGCUUACUAUACAUAAUCCGAGUGCUAUUAGAAAACCCUUCACAAGGAAACGAAUGGUCCCAUAUCUUUUGGGUGAACAGAAGCUUGCCGUUGUGGGGCCUACAGGUCUUAGUGGCCUUGAUAAGUCUGUUUGAAACAAUUCUACUUGGUUAUCUCAGUUACAAGGGAAACAUCUGGGAACAGAUUUUACGAGUACCUUUCAUCUUGGAAAUAAUUAACGCGGUUCCCUUUGUUAUCUCAAUAUUUUGGCCUUCCUUAAGGAAUCUCUUUGUCCCGGUCUUUCUAAAUUGCUGGCUUGCCAAACAUGCCUUGGAAAAUAUGAUUAAUGAUCUACAUAGAGCCAUUCAGCGUACACAGUCUGCAAUGUUUAAUCAAGUUUUGAUUUUAAUAUCUACAUUACUAUGCCUUAUCUUCACCUGCAUUUGUGGGAUCCAGCAUCUGGAACGAAUAGGCAAGAAGCUGAACCUCUUCGACUCCCUUUAUUUCUGCAUCGUGACCUUCUCUACGGUGGGCUUCGGGGACGUCACCCCGGAGACGUGGCCGUCCAAGCUCUUCGUCGUCGCUAUGAUCUGUGUCGCCCUCGUGGUCCUGCCCAUUCAGUUUGAACAGCUGGCCUAUCUGUGGAUGGAGAGGCAAAAGUCCGGUGGAAAUUACAGUCGACACAGAGCCCAAACGGAAAAACAUGUGGUUCUCUGUGUCAGCUCGCUGAAGAUCGACUUGCUCAUGGACUUUUUAAAUGAAUUCUAUGCUCAUCCAAGACUGCAGGAUUAUUAUGUGGUGAUUUUGUGUCCUACCGAAAUGGACGUGCAAGUUCGCAGGGUGCUGCAGAUCCCAAUGUGGUCACAAAGAGUCAUCUACCUUCAGGGUUCAGCCCUUAAAGAUCAGGACCUGCUGAGAGCAAAGAUGGAUGACGCCGAGGCCUGUUUUAUUCUGAGCAGCCGCUGCGAGGUGGAUAGGACAUCCUCUGACCACCAAACAAUUUUGAGAGCGUGGGCUGUAAAAGAUUUUGCUCCAAACUGCCCUUUGUACGUCCAGAUAUUAAAGCCUGAAAAUAAAUUUCAUAUCAAAUUUGCUGACCAUGUCGUUUGUGAAGAAGAGUUUAAAUACGCCAUGUUAGCUUUGAACUGCAUCUGCCCAGCGACCUCUACCCUUAUCACACUCCUGGUCCACACCUCUAGGGGGCAGGAGGGCCAGCAGUCCCCGGAGCAGUGGCAGAAGACGUACGGCAGGUGCUCCGGCAACGAGGUGUACCACAUCACCCUGGAAGACAGCACCUUCUUCGCCGAGUACGAGGGGAAGAGCUUCACGUACGCCUCCUUCCACGCGCACAAAAAGUUUGGUGUCUGCUUGAUUGGUGUUAGGAGGGAGGAUAAUAAAAACAUUUUACUGAAUCCAGGUCCUCGAUACAUUAUGAAUGCUACAGAUAUCUGUUUUUACAUUAAUAUAACCAAAGAAGAGAACUCAGCAUUUAAGCACCAAGACCAGCAGAAAAGAAGCAACGCACCCCGAUCGUUUUACCACGGGCCUUCUCGACUCCCUGUCCACAGCAUAAUUGCCAGCAUGGGUACUGUGGCCAUAGACUUGCAGGACACGAGCUGCCGAUCGGCCAGCGGCCCUACCCUGUCCCUUCCCACAGAAGGAAUCAAAGAGGUCCGAAGACCUAGCAUUGCCCCUGUGCUGGAGGUCGCCGAUACGUCAUCUAUCCAAACCUGCGAUCUUCUCAGCGACCAGUCAGAGGAUGAAGCUCCGCCGGAGGAGACACUGUCCUCCAAUAUGGAAUACGCUAAAGGCUACCCACCCUACUCUCCCUACAUAGGGAGUUCACCCACAUUUUGCCAUCUCCUCCAUGAAAAAGUGCCAUUUUGCUGCUUGAGACUAGACAAGAGCUGUCAGCAUAACUACUAUGAAGAUGCAAAAGCCUAUGGAUUCAAAAAUAAACUAAUCAUAGUUGCAGCUGAAACAGCUGGAAAUGGAUUGUAUAAUUUUAUUGUUCCUCUCAGGGCAUAUUAUAGACCAAAGAAAGAGCUCAAUCCCAUUAUACUGCUAUUGGAUAACCCCCUGGACGACCUGCUCCGCUGCGGCGUGACGUUCGCGGCGAACAUGGUGGUGGUGGACAAGGAGAGCACCAUGAGCGCCGAGGAGGACUACAUGGCCGACGCCAAGACCAUCGUCAACGUGCAGACGCUGUUCAGGUUGUUCUCCAGCCUCAGCAUCAUCACGGAGCUCACGCACCCAGCCAACAUGCGGUUCAUGCAGUUCAGGGCCAAAGACUGCUACUCCCUCGCCCUUUCAAAGCUGGAAAAGAAAGAACGAGAGCGGGGCUCUAACCUGGCUUUCAUGUUCCGACUGCCCUUUGCUGCGGGGAGGGUGUUCAGCAUCAGCAUGCUGGACACGCUGCUCUACCAGUCAUUUGUGAAAGAUUAUAUGAUUUCUAUCACCAGACUUCUGCUGGGGUUGGACACUAUCCCAGGAUCGGGGUUCCUUUGUUCUAUGAAAAUCACCGAGGAAGACCUGUGGAUCCGGACGUACGCCCGGCUCUACCAGAAGCUCUGCUCCUCCAGCGGAGACGUGCCCAUCGGCAUCUACCGGACCGAGUCGCAGAAGCUGGCCACGUCUGAGUCUCGAGAAACAGCCUCACAAUCUCAAAUAUCCAUCAGUGUGGAGGAAUGGGAAGACACCAAGGACAGCAGGGAGCACGGCCAGCCCCGAGGCAGCCACCGCAACUCCACCUCCAGCGACCAGUCGGACCACCCCUUGCUGAGGAGAAAGAGCAUGCAGUGGGCCCGAAGACUGAGCAGAAAAGGUCCAAAACACUCUGGUAAAACAGCUGAGAAAAUAACGCAGCAGCGACUGAACCUCUACAGGAGGUCAGAGAGACAAGAGCUUGCUGAACUUGUGAAAAAUAGAAUGAAACACUUGGGUCUGUCUACACUGGGCUAUGAUGAAAUGAACGAUCAUCAGAGUACCCUGUCCUACAUACUGAUUAAUCCGUCCCCAGACACCAGGCUGGAGCUGAAUGACGUUGUGUACCUGAUCCGCCCGGACCCCCUGGCCUACCUGCCCAGCGGCGAGCCCAGGCAGAGCAGCAGCCUCUGCAGCACCUCCGGCCACGACUCUCGGGAGGAGACUCAGCUUUGAUGGCGCGAGCAGAGCGGAC
This is a messenger RNA of Pteronotus mesoamericanus, 3537 nucleotides long. It is a transcript of the gene KCNT2, whose product is annotated as potassium sodium-activated channel subfamily T member 2. Gene Ontology annotation, cellular component: plasma membrane. The coding region runs from base 162 to 3518 and encodes 1118 amino acids. Gene Ontology annotation, molecular function: outward rectifier potassium channel activity; intracellular sodium-activated potassium channel activity. The record is from RefSeq and is a predicted model, not a curated record. NCBI's taxonomy places the organism in Eukaryota, Metazoa, Chordata, Mammalia, Chiroptera, Mormoopidae. Gene Ontology annotation, biological process: potassium ion transmembrane transport. The transcript is spliced from 28 exons.